This is a messenger RNA of Sorex araneus (European shrew), 2205 nucleotides long. It is a transcript of the gene SOX17, whose product is annotated as SRY-box transcription factor 17. Lineage: Eukaryota; Metazoa; Chordata; Mammalia; Eulipotyphla; Soricidae. The record is from RefSeq and is a predicted model, not a curated record. The coding region runs from base 56 to 1267 and encodes 403 amino acids. Gene Ontology annotation, molecular function: RNA polymerase II cis-regulatory region sequence-specific DNA binding; DNA-binding transcription activator activity, RNA polymerase II-specific. Gene Ontology annotation, biological process: positive regulation of transcription by RNA polymerase II; heart development; angiogenesis. The transcript has 2 exons.
GGGGGCGUCCGGACGGCGCGUGGGGGCGGCGGGGCGCGGGCCGGGCCGGAGCGCCAUGAGCAGCCCCGAUGCGGGCUACGCCAGCGACGAGCAGGGCCAGAGCCGCCGCCGCGCGCUGCCCGCCGUGAUGGCCGGGCUGGGCCCCUGCCCCUGGGCCGAGGCGCUGAGCCCCCUGCAGGACAUGAAGGCCAAGGGCGAGCCGGCGGCCGGCGCGGGGCCCCCGGCCGGGGCGGCGGGCCGGGCCAAGGGCGAGUCCCGCAUCCGGCGGCCCAUGAACGCCUUCAUGGUGUGGGCCAAGGACGAGCGCAAGCGCCUGGCGCAGCAGAACCCCGACCUGCACAACGCCGAGCUCAGCAAGAUGCUGGGCAAGUCGUGGAAGGCGCUGACGCUGGCGGAGAAGCGGCCGUUCGUGGAGGAGGCCGAGCGGCUGCGCGUGCAGCACAUGCAGGACCACCCCAACUACAAGUACCGGCCGCGCCGCCGCAAGCAGGUCAAGCGGCUCAAGCGCGUGGACGGCGGCUUCCUGCACGGGCUGGCCGAGCCGCCGGCCCCCGGGCUGGGUGGCGCCGACGCGGCCCGCGUGGGCCUGGACGGGCUGGGCCUGCCCUUCCCCGAGCCCGGCUACCCCGCGGGGCCGCCGCCGCCGCCGCCCGCGCCGCCGCUGCUGCCCCCGCACCUGGCCGGCCACUAUCGCGACUGCCCGGGGCUGGACGGCUACCCGCUGCCCACGCCCGACACGUCCCCGCUGGACGGCGUGGAGCCCGACGCGGCCUUCUUCGGCGCGCCGCUGCCCGCGGACUACAGCUACGCGCCGCCCCUGGACUUCGCGGGGCCCCCGGAGCCCCCCGGCGGCGCCGCCCUGCACGCGCGCCUGGGCGCCGACCCCGCGGGGGGCCCCGUGCCAGGGCUCCUGGCGCCCCCCGGCGCGCUGCACAUGUACUACGGCGCGGUGGGCGCGCCCGCGGCCGGGGGGCCCCGCGCCUUCCCGCUGCAGCCCCCGCCGCCCGGGCCCGGCCAGCCGUCGCCCCCGCCCGACGCUCUCCCGGCCCGCGACGCCGCCGACGCCGGGCAGCCCGCCGAGCUGCUCGCCGACGUGGACCGCACCGAGUUCGAACAGUACCUGCACUUCGUGUGCAAGCCCGACCUGGGGCUGCCCUACCCGGGCCACGAGGCGGGCGCCGGGCUCCCCGACGGCCAGGGCGCGCUGUCCUCGGUCGUGUCGGACGCCAGCUCGGCCGUCUACUACUGCAACUACCCGGACGUUUGACGGGGCGCGCGCGCCCCCUCCCCCGAGACCCUCCAGGCGCCCCCGGCCACCCACCCCCCAGCCCCGAAGGCCAGCAUUCUGCACCGUUUCCCCGCCACUUCACGGAGGGAGGAGCUCAGGAAACCCUCAGCUUCAGAAUUUUGCGUCUUGAAGCCUCCUCGGCAUCUAAUUUAUGGUAAUUUAUUUCGUCUGCCGUUUGGACCGCGGGGGGCAGAGCGACGAAGCGCGUCGGAGGCCUCAUCCCUGCCGCGGAUGCUGGCGGAUGCCGGCGGGAUGCCCGCGGACCCCGGCUGGCCAGGACCAAACCAGGGUGGCGUCCAGGGUUACUCGUUUCGAAUGGGCCCCCAGGACUAGUUGCUCCAUUUCUCGACGUUUUAUUGACCAAGGAAACAUUUUCCCCCCCACCCCCACCCCACCCUCGGGUGUUUUUUUUUUUUUUUUCAGUCUUAAAAAUAAAAUCCGGACUCAUGCUUUGUUAUUGUACCACUAGUUCCUCACAGUUUGGGGUCGCGGUGUUCGCAGUUGUUCAGGUAUUCUAACGGUGACGUUUAUAUUUGUAGCUACUGUGAAUUUUUUUUCCCAUUCGUUUGGAAUAAUAGACGAGAAUGAUUUCAAGGGGGAAGCGCCCCCCUCCCCCAAUUCGCCAUUAGGAUAUUCACGUGAUUAUUAUUUCUGGGGGUGGGGGGUGCGGAAAGUGGCAGGAAUGAGCCUUGUUCUACAUUUCACUUGAUUUGAGUCUAAACAUAAACGUUAAUCCUAAACACUCCGUGUUUCCGAUUUUUUUUUUUAAAUCAACUUGCACGGGAGAAAUUUAAAAAAGGUUUCAGUUGUUGAAUUUUGACAUCUGCCUCAAAGAGGUGAUUCGGAGGUUUUUAAAAUCUGGUUUGUCUUUUACCAGGAAUCCCUCUCAAAGCUGAACUUGCCUUUUCUUCCUUACA